Enterobius vermicularis (human pinworm) is the source of this 5412-nucleotide messenger RNA. NCBI's taxonomy places the organism in Eukaryota, Metazoa, Nematoda, Chromadorea, Rhabditida, Oxyuridae. The record is from the annotation of a GenBank genome assembly.
AUGGCUGCAGCGUUCGCGCAGUUGAAACUACUGUUAUGGAAGAAUUUUCGUCAACAGUUACGUUCUCCAGGAUUUACAAUGCUUGAAAUCUGUAUACCACUGUUGCUGGUCUGCUUCAGUUUUGCACUCUUACUUUGGGAAACAAUACUGGCUAUUGAAAACUUUGCUUCGGGAUAUACAGACAGUUGUAUGUUUCUAAAUAUCAGUAAACUAAACAAUAUUUCUCACACUUUUCACAUCGGUAUCGAAAUUGCAUAUUCACCACAAACACCAAUAACAGAUGCUGUAAUGAAUAUUGUGAAGAUGCGAUACACAAAUACAGAUAUACUUCAAGAACUGAAGAAAAUUUUAUUUUUAAGCUAUACGAUAAAUAAUAAAACAGAUACAAAAUUUACUUCAAAACUUUUUACAAGUACGGAAACUAAAACUGGCAAAGAAGUUGGUACCGAAACAAGCAAAAAAGUGGGCAAUAUAUCUGAAACAAAUCAGAAUGAUACCAAAACUGAUCGGGAAAAUGACGGCAAAAAUUCUACGAACGCUUUGCAUAAACUCUUUGAUUCAAUGCGAAUUCUUUCAACAGCAAAAAUCACACCAAAGUUUAAUGAGAGUGAUCUUCUUGACUACGUACAGCGUUCCUUCAGUAGUCAGUGCGGAAAUCCGUUAAUUGGUGGUAUAGUAUUCGACAGUGAUUUCGCAUAUAGUGCUGAUGUAUCUUCUAUAAAUCAUAUAUUCUACAAAAUUCGUCUGGCAAAUACGAAAAGACGAUUCCUGGAAACUUUUGGAGAAAGCUUUGAACCAUGGGAUACUGUGAAAGAUUUUAAAAAAAUGCUUGUUUCUGGGCCUAAUAGUCCAAAAGAUAUUGAUGGUGGAAGUCCAGGUUACUGGCGUGAAGGUUUUUUAACGCUUCAAAAGGCUGUCGAUUCCUCUAUCUUACAGUAUCUGAUGCAACAGAAUUUGUCAGAGGAGAUGAGUCAACAAACGAUGAUUAUGCUUCAACGUUUUCCAUAUCCGGAGUAUAAAUCUCGAAUUAUUGAAAUUGGUUCAUUUUUUCUUCCGUUUAUUUUGGUUUUUUCAUUUAUGCCUAAUGUUAUUUAUAUAGCUCGGUCAGUUGUGGCGGAAAAAGAAAAUCAUAUGAAAGAAUACAUGAAAGUAAUGGGUCUUCGGCAAUGGGUUCAAUGGCUUGCCUUUUUUAUCGUUAACUACCUGAAAAUAAUUAUUAGCGUUGUGGUUCUGUCAGUCUUUAUGCAUUUUAUUAGUUUGUUCAGUGAUAGCUCAGUGACAUUUGUAUUUCUUCUUCUAUACGGCUUCAACAUCGUCUACUUUGCGUUCUUUGUUUCAACGUUUAUGCACUCAGCAACUUCUGCCACGACAGCAGUUUCUUUCGGAUGGCUUAUGUUGUACGUUUGGUUUGCUGUAUUCUCAUCUGAUGAAACUGAUGCGCCCCAUUCAUUCUCUUCAAAAAUGGCAAAUUAUUUAAAUCCAGAUAUUGCGCUCAAUUUCGGGCUUCGAUUGAUCGCUCAGUAUGAGACUCAAGCGUCAGGAAUUCACUGGGAAAAUACUUUUGAUACUCCAUCACCAGAUGAAACUAUGGCAAUGGGUCAUGUUCUCAUAAUGCUUUUUGUUGAUGGUAUUGUAUUGGUUAUCCUCACUUGGUAUUUUGAAGCAGUUGUUGCAGUGGGGGAAGGAGUCCCGCAAAAGCCUUACUUCUUCAUCCUACCUUCGUAUUGGUUUCCGGAAAUGAGUGAAAGAGUGACCAUAUCUGAGGAUGAUGACGUCAAAACUGCUGAAAAAAAGGAGUGCAUUGAAGAUGUUCCAGAAUCUGAGGAAGUAGCAAUAAAUAUUGCAAAUAUGACCAAAGGUCAAGAAAAAAAAAAAGCUAUUUCAAAUUUGAACUUAAAGGUGUAUCGGGGACAGAUAACAGUAUUACUUGGACAUAACGGAGCUGGCAAAAGCACAACAUUUUCUGUUCUGACUGGAGUUACUGCUCCAACAAGUGGGACAGCAUACAUUGAUGGCUAUGAUAUCCGAGACUCUUUACCAAAUAUUCGCAAAGAACUCGGUCUUUGUCCGCAAUAUAACCUUCUCUUCGAAACGCUUACUGUCAUGGAACAUCUGGAGUUUUUCUGUAAGUUGAAAGGAUGUGUAUGGAACCCAAUAGAAGCAAAAUAUCUGAUCUCUCAGUUAAAUUUGGAAUGUAAGUGCAAUGCUUAUGCAAAAACGUUAUCAGGUGGACAGAAACGAAAACUUUCGCUUGCUGUUGCCUUGAUUGGCGGUUCCGAAAUAGUCAUGCUUGAUGAACCAACAUCUGGUAUGGAUCCUGAAGCUCGACACGAAACUUGGAACCUUCUGCAGAGUGAGAAGGCUAAACGUUCGAUCCUUCUAACAACUCACUAUAUGGAUGAAGCUGACUUACUUGGUGACAGAAUAGCCAUAAUGGCGCGUGGUGAACUGCAGUGCGCCGGCACUAAUAUGUUUCUUAAGAGCUUAUAUGGAAUCGGAUACCAUUUAACAGCUGACUAUGGAGGGGCAACGAAUGGAACAGAUGAAAAAACUAGUAUAGACUAUACUGAAUUACAAGCAAAAACUUUGAAUUUACUGCGAGACUACGACCCAAAUGUCAAAAUUCAGUCUGUUACUGGCACGGAGGUUGUUUUCUUAAUUCCUGCUGAAAGCCGACCCAGUUUUCCAAGUCUAUUUCAAGAGUUGGAGAUGAAUCUGGAAGAAUUUGGAAUUUUGUCUUUUGGUAUCUCAGUGACAACAAUGGAGGAAGUGUUUUUAAAAGUGGGCCAAUUGGCUGACGCAGAAAGUUCCAAUGUUGAUGAAACCGAGACUGAAAAUCAAUUGCAUAGUCCUACCGAGCUUCACAUUACUGAUGCAGAAGACUGUAUUUCCAAACUUAAACCAAAACGUCUUUGUACAGGAUAUUCUCACUAUUCACAACUUUUCUUAGCGAUGGUCGUUAAACGUAUUAUAUUUUUUCACAGGAGGAGGAUACAGUUUGUUCCUCAGCUAAUCUUUCCAAUUGUAUAUCUAAUACUAAUGGGUUAUGCUCUAAAAAUUAUUCCGGAAGCUAAGUCAGUAAAGCCGCUUAAUAUAACACUUGCCCCAUACACCAGUAAAGGUGUCACUGCUAACGUUUAUGUGGAGAAUUAUACAUUUUAUGGAAUCAGUUUGCCCGAAGAAAUCCAAAAUACUCUGGAAUUACAGCCUUUAAAAUAUCCUUUUGGACUUAAAGUGAGAUAUGAUAUUAGGGCUAGCAUGAUGACCGACCUUCUUAAUCAAGGCAGUUACACUUUUGGUAUACAUAAUCCAGUGGGUUUUCGCAUGCUCUUUCUGGAAGCACUUAAUGCGCAUUUUUUAGUCGCAAUGUUCAAUAAUUUUGGUCUUGCCACUCCACCACUUGCUCUUAGCAUUGCUGAUUCAAUGAUAGCAAGUUUGAUGCUAGACCAUCCGGUUACCUUCAGUGUGGUCAAUCAUCCAUUUCCACCCACUAAUGCGGAUACACUUAAGAACAGACUUUUGAAUGCUAGUAAAGGUAUAGUCCUUGGAAUGGCAGUUUUUGUAGCAAUGAGUCUGGUUGUAUCUGGAUUUUGCACUUUUUUGAUACGUGAACGAGAAAAGAAAUCUAAGCACAUGCAGAUAAAGUUGGAUUUUCAGAUAAUGUGUGGUUUACCAGUAUGGGUAUACUGGAGUAGCGCCUUCAUUUGGGAUACUUGUUUUUUCAUUCUUAUCUGUAUUGCAGUUAUGGUUAUUUUCUUCCUUCAGAAUGUUCAGGAAUAUACAAGCAACGUAGAUACUACUAUGACAUGUUUUUUCGUAAUGAUGAUGUUCGGUUGGGCAGCAAUUCCUUUUACGUACGCUUUCCAUUUCGCCUUCAAUUCCGAUCAGAAGGGAUACACAACGAUUGUGAUAUUCAAUAUAAUUUCUGGUGUUAUUGGAGCAAUUUUGGCUCCAAUCAUCUUUAACAUUGUGUCCAAGAGCACAUCAUACGAUUUCGAAGUUUUUUACGCUUUGUUUUUCCCAUCCUACAACUUGUGCUUGUGUUUCACUAGAAUGUUUAACAACGAACUGGGAAGGAAAGCUUGUGCUAAAAUAGACUGUUCACUACCUCUAUUUCGAGUCGGAGCGCCAUAUUGUUGUGGUAAUAAAACUGAAAGGAUUUAUGUCGAUUCGGUGUUGAGAGACACCAGCGAAAAAGGCGUUUUGACUGAGAUUUUUUUCUUUGCGAUUGAGGGUGUUCUUUAUUGGCUUAUAGUAAUUGCUGUUGAAAAGCGAUGGUUUGGAAAGACAGGGGGGAAAGUGCUCCAUCUUCUCAAGUACAGACGUGGUUACAAGGUUUUUGCUGAGAAAAAUAUUAAAGAGAGGGGACAUGAAGAUUUUGCCAUUACUGCAGAGGAAGAGCUUGUGAAAAAAAUGAAGGUCGAUUCAGCACCUGUGGUUGUUCGAGGUGUUCAUAAAUAUUACGGUGAAUUUCAUGCUGUGAAAGGAAUUAGUUUUCAUGUUAAAAACGGCGACUGUUUUGGCUUAUUAGGCAUAAAUGGCGCUGGAAAAACUACUACCUUCAAGAUGCUCACAGGUGAAAAUACUGUUUCGUUCGGUGAAGCUUUCUUGCAAGGUCUCAGUGUCACCAAGAAAUGGCAAGAGGCGGCACCUCAUACAGGAUAUUGCCCACAGUUCGAUGCAGUACUGAAGGAGAUGACCGGGUCUGAAACUCUAACUAUGUUCGCUCGAAUUCGCGCAAUACCCGAGGAAGAUAUACCCAGAUACGUAAGUGCCGUAAGUGAAGCAGUCGGCAUUGGAGCUCAAGCUAAACUUCCAGCAAAGACAUACAGUGGUGGGAACAAAAGGAAGUUAAGUCUUGGGGUAGCUUUGAUUGGAUCUCCGAAAGUAUUGCUUCUUGAUGAGCCUACAACCGGUGUUGAUCCGAAAGCGAGAAGAUCAAUUUGGAACAUUCUUUCUAAGGUUCGAGACCAAGGCACAGCAUUGGUGCUGACAUCACAUAGCAUGGAGGAAUGCGAAGCUCUAUGCACACAGCUCGCAAUAAUGGUUAACGGUGAAUUCCGCUGUUUAGGAAGUAUACAGCAGAUCAAGUCUCGGUAUGGUGUAGGUUAUACAUUGCUGAUAAAACUACCAAGUAGCGGGGACUCUGCCCUAAUAAAGCAAAGAAUAACUGAUGAAUUUCCGGAUUCAGUUCUUAAAGAAGAAAACCUGCUACUGUUAAACUACGAAAUUAGUCGCAGACCAGAAAGAUCGUGGUCUUCACUAUUCCAGCAAAUGGAAGAUGUUGCUGAAGAGUUAAACAUUGUUGAUUAUUCCCUUAGCCAAACUACCUUAGAACAAGUCUUCCUUGAAUUUGUUCGACUUGGUGAUGAAGAAGCAGAAAAGUCUGUUCUCUAUGACUUGAAUUCGUGA